AUGUCAUUGCUGGCAUAUGUGUUCUGUGCAUCUGCUGUCUCUUUUACUAUGAGAAUUCUGAUUUUUUCUGUGCUGUUCUUUCAGAAAGAAAGAAGUGUGAAGAAUGCUGCAAGACACAUUGUCUCUGUGUUUCUAUGCUGUGUGCUGCAGAUUACUCAAUCUGAUGAGACUGUUGAUGAUUCUGACAAUGAUUACUCUCUGUCUGUUGUCUCCACCUCCACCUUCUCCAUCAUCUGGAAUGCUGAUAGUGAUGAUAAUAAUGAUGAUGAUGAUGAUAAAAGUGCCAUCAAUGAGAAUGGUGUUGACUCUUCUCAUGAGAGAAGUUGUGCUGUAUCAGAGAGCUCUGAUGGUGGAGCUGUCAUCUCUGAUGAUGUAUAA
Molecule: messenger RNA, 378 nt
Organism: Uncinocarpus reesii 1704
Lineage: Eukaryota; Fungi; Ascomycota; Eurotiomycetes; Onygenales; Onygenaceae
Exons: 3
Coding region: 1-378 (125 amino acids)
Source: RefSeq, a predicted model, not a curated record